UUUAAGUACAGACAGUCUUGUCAAAACUACUCUCUGUUGUAAUCGAGUGUACGCUAAAGGUUAGGCUGAAAAUGGUGUUUUUCUUUAACAGUUCCAACCUUAUUCUAUUAUUAAUGUUGAAUUUUCUACCGUUCAGUGAAUUCUCAAAGAGCAUGUGACAGUGAAACACUGAAAUCCUUUAAAACAAAGGUGUUAAUAUUGGUGCUUACCUUUUUUUUCUGUACAUUAUGACUACAGGGGCAUGAUUGGCAGGUUUUUGUGUGGAGUCACAAGAAUUUACAAAUUGUAGAGAAUUGUGAAAUGAAUGUUACAUUGGUCAUUUUGAAAGCCACAAAAAGCUGUCAUCAAAAUUUUUCUUUAUUUAAAAGCUCUCAAUGUCCAACAAGUGAAGAAAAUUGAUAGUCUAAAUAGUUUGUAAAUCUAUUUUUAAUCUUUGGAUUGAAAAUAAUUAUUUGUGCCCUCCCAUACGCUUACAUCUCUGAUUAUUCAUUCUUCUAGUGAAUCAGUGUCGAACACAUUUUCCUAAAGGGUUUAUUCUUUAGCUGUGUCUUUAUCUAACGCAAUAUCAUCGCCUUAAAAUCAAUAACGCUUUAACAAGGCAAUCCUUAAUCCAAACAGCAGAUCUUUGGAUUAUAAAAUAAUGUUUUGGUGUAUAAGCUCUUGUGCUUUCACAUUCAUGGUCAAGAAAACAGUGGUAAGCUCUUAAGCUAUUAAAGGCCAGUUUAGACAGAGAUUAAGUACUAUGUCUUAGACUAAUUACCUGUAGAGAGUCCCCAUUGAAAAUACCCUUUUAGUCUAGUGCUUGGCUUAAUCUGUUGGAGAACUGGCCCAUAAAUGAUACUCUAGAGAAGAGAUUGUUGGCUGUUAUAACAUUUACUGAAAACACCUCAUCUGGUGGUGCUAAAUCUUUGGGGUCACUUUAUUUUUUUCCUAAAUAAAUAAGGUGCUUUUUGAAGGGUGGGGUUUCUGUUUGCAGGUUGUGGUGUUACACAAGUUUAGAAGCUUUUUGUCUUGUUUGUGAGUUUAAUGCCAGACCAGUGUAAAUAUAUGCAUUGGUAGAAGCUAUUUGAGAAACAGCCAGGUUAUACAUUUACACUUUAAAUGAUCGACCACCAGAGGUUAAAAACACUGCUAAUCAGUGCACCACUUUGUCAAAAAUGUCAAAGGACUGUAUGUUGACAAUAGUGUCCACUUUGGUGCCCAAAUGUAUUAAGCUCAGUUAAGCGUGCUGAACUAGGAACGGUUUCAUUUUGUCCAUAUCAUUGUAUUUGUCUGGAUGUGAACAACAAAAACUGAACCCUGAUCAAGUCUAACUAAUGCAACUCAAAAUGAAGGCACCCAGGUAGACUGUUCUGCAGGUUUUUCAUGACACAACUUCACAUUUUUAAAUAUAUAGUAUAUAUUUUUUACAUUUGCUUUAGAAAUAUGGUUAUUUUACAAAUAAUUUGAUCUCAAAGCCAGCAAAAAUAUUGGAUGAAGUUUUCUAUUUUACUAAGACAGUUAUUUGCCUGAUUGUUUUCUCACAUUUAAUAAAUGUAAUCUAUAGAGGCACAGGCUUUUUUGUACUUUAUGCAGUUUGAGUGCUUGGAUCUAAUUUCUUUGAGAGAAGAUUCCCUCAAAGUGGGCUUAAUUUUAUAAAUUGAUUAAUAAAAUUCCAUCUUUGAUCAAAUGCUUCUGGGGUUUCUUGUGAAUGCUUGCAAGUACGUAAGUCUGAUAUGGAAAUAUGGAGAUUUGACUCAAGUGGAAGUGUAUUGGGAUGGAACCACCAUCUCAUUUCGCAUCACAAUAGUUUUCAAGGACAGUGCUAACUCAAGGACGCUUCACAAUCACACUCGCCCCCCAGGGGCUAUGCUGCAUGCAUGAGAUUUACGGCUGUUGAGACAAAACCUUUUAUGUAUAUACAAAAAGACAACUGUAACUUCUAUAAUGUACGAUUUUUUUCCCUCAAUUUUUCUGGAAACUAUUGGAGACAAUUUGGAGACAAAGUUUUAUUCCUUCAGUGAUUAAAAUGUUUGGGCACCCCUGGUUAAAAUUACAUGUUGUGAUGAAAAAAAGUUAACACAUCCUCUACAGAGAACAUACUACUGCACAUUUUAAUGCACAGUAACUGUGUAUUUGCAGAAUUUUGGGGGGGUGGGGGGAAUAAAACAUAAAACCCUGCAGAAUUGAGCUACAACACUAAAAUAACACACAUCAUCCAGGUACUGAAGGCUUUUAGAGGCAUCUGAAUAUUAGAGGCAGGUGUGUUGGAUCUGAACUUUCCAGGGUGGUAGAUCUCCAGGACCAGGACUGAGCACCCCUGCUGUAGAGGAUGUUAACUUAUUUUGACUUAGAAAAUCAAUAAAACAUAAUUUGACCAGAAGUGUUCAACAUUUUUGCAUGGGACUGUAUAUGUAAUCCAAAAAUGUACCAGAUGUCAAAAUGAAUAAUGAAAUAUACCAGCUGACAAAAUGAAUGAAGUCUUGUUACGUUUUUUUUUUGUUUUAUUUCUCCUGUGAAGUUACCAUUUAUAUUUUUAUAUAUAGGAUUAUAAUUUAUUAAUUAUAAUUUAAUGUAUGGGGGGAAGUGCACUGUGUAACUGAGCUGGACAAUAAAGCUUCUAAUGUUCAGGGUUUAUGAACUUAAAGGCGAGUUAGUCUAAGAAACUAACAUACUGGGACAGUUCUCAUUGUACAGCGCAGUAUUGUAUGGUUUGCCGUCAUUUGGCAUUAAAAUGGUUGAAAUAUCUGCUGUGCUUUUCUGACAACUUCUGAAUUGAGCGGCUGACGUAACAACCGCGAAGACUUUACACAUAGCGAUGCGAGAUUUCCUUCAACAUUUAUGAGAUAAAACGAAAUUGCAGUUAACAUCGCAAAUGUCCAGAACAUGUUGGUAAAUAAAGUGCAUUGUGUCCGGUUUGUCAUAACCGGUGCGCGGGUACGCGCAGGCGCGCCACCGGCUCUCCGCGCGCCUAUUGCGUGGCCUUUGAACCCAUUGUUGUGUCGCGGGUGACGUCAGCGCCGUGUGCGCGAGAGACGGGCAGAGCGGCGAGCGUGCGCGUGGCGAGACAAAGACGGCGGAGCGGAGAAACGGGAGAGAGACGAGACACGGGCUCGGUGCGUGUCUGUUUUUGUUUUUGUGGGGCUCUGCGCGUAUGGAAAUGUGAAGAACUGUGCGAACGGAUGCACUGAGCGAUGUCAUAGCGAGAAGAUUAUUUUUAAAUUUAAUUUAUUUUUUUCCGCGAGCUGACGACUCCCGGUUUUUCUCCACUCCGUAUGGUUUUUAAAUCUUUUCUCCAACGCCCCCCAAAAUUAGCAGGACUCCGCUAACCUUAGCCCGAACUGCUUCACAUUUUUGUUCCUUGUCUGAAUCAAAAGAAAGGAGGAAGAGGCUGCCCAGAGAGAACCGCUCCCGCCCCAAGAGCCACUCCAGAGUCUGAUGGUCAUCCACGGGGACUGAGUUACUAUGCCUAGCCCCCUGUUCCACCCUGAGAUUAUGGAUCACGACUUGGUAGUGAGCGGCCAGCAGAACGGGGUCACUCUGGCCAGGGAAACGGACCCGGAGUCCCGGGACGAGGACCACCAGGAAGCGCUCCGCUUCGCCCUGGACCAGCUGUCACUCAUGGGGUUGGACAAAGUAGAUCCGCUGGACGGAACAACGGGAACUACCGUGUCCGAGAACUGCAACGGUGGAGGAGGAGUAGGAGGAGGAGGAAGCGGUGGUAGUAGCGGAGGCUACGUCGACCUCCAGAUGCUGGAGCACCCUGGCGGAUCUCGCGAGUCACCCACCUCGUGCUCCCCGUCUCCGGAGUACUAUGGCCCGGGCGGCUACCACAUAGGCGGCCCGCACUCUCACUCUCACGCGGUACUUGGCGAACAGAGCUCGGUGCUGUGUAGCCGAAAGAGGAGCGUCAACAUGACCGAGUGUGUGCCUGUCCCCAGCUCGGAGCACGUUGCAGAAAUCGUAGGACGGCAAGGUUGUAAGAUCAAAGCCCUGCGUGCAAAGACCAACACUUACAUCAAGACACCCGUCCGAGGAGAAGACCCUGUAUUCAUUGUGACUGGCCGGCGUGAGGAUGUCGAAAUGGCCAAACGGGAGAUAAUCUCUGCCGCAGAGCACUUCUCCAUGAUCCGUGCUUCUCGCUGCAAAGCUGGUGCCGGAGGCAGCGGUGGGGGUUCCCUCCCCGGUCCCCCUCAUCUGCCGGGCCAGACCACCAUCCAAGUGCGCGUUCCUUACCGGGUGGUAGGCCUGGUGGUGGGGCCUAAAGGAGCUACAAUCAAACGCAUCCAGCAGCAGACGCACACGUACAUUGUGACUCCGAGUCGGGAGAAGGACCCCGUUUUUGAGGUGACGGGGAUGCCGGAGAACGUAGACAGAGCACGGGAAGAGAUCGAGACGCACAUCACUCUCCGCACGGGCGCGUUUGUGGACCUGCAGGGUGACAACGACUUCCAUAGUAACGGCACCGACGUCAGCCUGGAGGGUCUGGGUUCACUGGGGCUUGGUGGUACUUUAUGGUCCCGCAGCGGCGGCCAUGGCCACACCACCCAACCUCCUCCACCUCCUCCUCCUCCGCCUCCUCUUCCUCUCUCCAUGCACCACUCCACCCGUAAGCUGUCCUCUGCUUCAUACCACAACGGCGGCCUGAGCUCCGACUCCUAUCCAACCAGCCGCCGGCCCACUGAAAGCGGCAGUCCCACAAGCCCCUUCAGCACAGGCAGCGGUGGCGGAGGCUUCACUUUUGGCAGUGACUCUGCCCCCAGCUUGCCGGCCACAGCCUCAGACGACCUGAGCUUCGAAUUCAGUGGAUCCAACAUCUGGGCACCCUUCAUGAAUGGUGGCAAGCAGCCACAAGCAGUCCGCCGCAACAGCAGCGGCUUGAGCGGGGGCAACAUCACACCCCGCCUCUCGCCUACCCUGCCUGCUGACUCAGCCCUGGAUCACCCACUGGCCCGCCGGGCGCAGAGUGACCCCCUCAGCACGCUUUCCUGGCUCCAGACUGGAUCAUCCUUCUCCGGAGGCAGCAGCAGCAGCGGCGGAAGCACUACUGGCUACUCCUCUUGUUCCGCCUCCUCCCUACCUGGGGGUUCCCCCACCGACUCUGAAGGCGGUGGCAGCGGAGUGGGUGUGGCCUCUGGCGUCCUGGGCCGGCUGAAAGCCAGUGGCCUGGCCGGCAUGGUACCCGGCGGCAACAGGGACUGCUUCGUGUGCUUUGAAAGCGAGGUGACAGCGGCACUGGUGCCCUGCGGCCACAACCUGUUCUGCAUGGACUGCGCUGGGCAGAUAUGCCAAUCGCAAGAGCCUGAAUGCCCCGUGUGCCACACCCCUGCCACGCAAUGCAUUCGUAUCUUCUCUUAAUGCCACGCAGUCAGACCGGAUGAGGGUUGAGGGGGUUGCUGUCAUUGAAAACUUAUAGAACAUCCAGCUGUCCUACUAUUUAGAAAGUCUACAAUAAAACUUGUAAGGAAAGAGGAGGACGUGUAUCUGCAACCUGCCUACACUUAGGAUUGACAGUAAUAAGUACCAUAUUAAAUAUGACACUAUUCUGAUGUUGAUUUAUUAUUAUUAAUAUUAAUAAUAAUAACUAUGAUAAUGACAAUAUAAUUUACUGACUCAUGUACUUGUCCCAGGCUGUGGAAUCAGCAGGUUGUGUGGGUUUAUUUUUUUUUCGGGACUGAAAUUUCAUUGUGGACGAGGAGGAUGGAUACCAGUGUCUUAUCUUUCUUUAGGCAUUAAUUUUAUCUAACGCCGAUGAGUCUGUCCAUGUAUUAUACAUUCCCCUCCCCCCCUUCAUUUUUGCUUCUGAGCUCAGCCUGACCACAGGUUAUUAUUUUUUUGCUUGAGACUUUUUUCUACUUGCAGAUAUUUUUCGAUUUAAGCUGCAUAGGUCUGCACUUUUUUCUAAUGGUUCAUUUUGAAAUUUUUUCAGAGGGACGGGAAUGCGCUUUGUUUAUAAUCCCGCGUGUUUGCGUUUGCUGUUGAAGUGAGCGGCAACACUAUGACAACGAGCCUGUAACGGUGAGCUUGGAAAAACGCAAGACUGUGGAGCCUGCAUACCCGUCAGACCAAAAUAUUACAGAAUUUUUUUUUUAUGAUUAUCAAUGAAGAAUGAAACACUUAAUAUUUAUUCAAGUUAAGAGUUGAUAUCCAACAUAAUGGUUAAUGUUCAAUAUAAAGAUAAGUAGGUAGGUAGAAUAGUUAACGUUGCAUAAGAAAUAUCCUUACAGUGCUGAGAGGUUGGUGUUCCGACUGUCUCUUGUCUUUUGUCUCUCUAGCCUUGCAACCUUAAAACACUCAUACUCCAGUCCAGUGGAGGGCGCUGUUAACCCCUCUAUGGCUAAUUGUGAGCUCUGUGGCCUGUGUGUCUUCUAGCAUAGGGCAGACCGGUCAAAUACACUUCAUUACCACAGACACUCUUGUAUUUGCUACUACGAUCAAAAAAGGUCAGAUUUGUUAAUUCUAGUUUUGUGCUCUGACUCAAGGGGGCGCCAAAACUAACAUUUUAAAACACCACCACAGACAUCGCUCAGUCUGGAGUCGCCUUUUAGUCCACAGAAUACCUUAUCUGUUACAAUUUUUAUUGUUCUUAGAGAGAUUCUUUUAAACAUUAGCUGUCCUGGUUGUUGCUGCAGAGUUGGACAGACGUAGCCUCUUCUCCACCAACCACGAUGUUCAUUGAAUUUACUGAAUUAUAGGAUAGAUAGGUCUUUGUAACUUUGCAAGAAUGUUUCUCCUUACUGUGGAGGUAUGUGUGAGAGUGAGAGCGCGCGUGUGUGUGUGGAGGAGGAAGAAGAGGAGAAGG
Colossoma macropomum (tambaqui) is the source of this 6781-nucleotide messenger RNA. RefSeq names its product RNA-binding protein MEX3B. The transcript has 3 exons. The coding region runs from base 3445 to 5337 and encodes 630 amino acids. Gene Ontology annotation, molecular function: RNA binding. The record is from RefSeq and is a predicted model, not a curated record. NCBI's taxonomy places the organism in Eukaryota, Metazoa, Chordata, Actinopteri, Characiformes, Serrasalmidae.